Prorocentrum cordatum is the source of this 585-nucleotide messenger RNA. Lineage: Eukaryota; Dinophyceae; Prorocentrales; Prorocentraceae. The record is from the annotation of a GenBank genome assembly.
GUGUUUCCCAGUGCCACCGCCGUCGCCGUGGAGCCCGGGGAGGCGGCGGCGGAGCUGACAGAGGAGAACGCCCGCCGCAACGGGGUCAUGGGGCGCCUGGAGAUCGCCAGGCUGACCGCCGCGGAGUGGGCCGAAGAAGCCGCGGAGGCCGACUUUGACCUCAUAGUCUCGAACCCGCCGUACAUCCCCAGCUCGGAGCUCCCCGGGCUGCAGCCGGAGGUCCGCGACUUCGAGGACGCCGCCGCGCUGGACGGCGGCGAGGACGGCCUCGACGUGGUGCGCCAGGUGCUGCGCUGCGCGCGGCGAGCAGGCGCUCCUGGCGCUCGAGUGUACCUGGAGGUGCACCACACGCACCCGGCCGUGUUCGAGCGCGCCGCGGGCAGCUCCGGGCUCCCAGCGGAGGGAGGUCGCGGGCAGCCCGAGGCCCCUCGUCGGCGACGCCUGUCGCUGUCGGACCUUCCGCGACGCCUUCGGGCAGCCCCGCUUUGUGGAGCUGCAGGUGGAGCGGAGCGCCGACGGGGCGCCGGGGGCGCGCGCACACGUGGCUCCGAGCGGCGCGCCGCUCCCCGGGGCGGGCGAAAAGCU